AUGGCGGGGCAGAAGCACCCAGGGGUGCCGGGGGCGAUGCCGGAGGGGCCGGGGCUGGUGAUGGAGAUGCCGAGGCAGGGACAGCGGGGGGCACCGGAGGGGGCACCGAGGAGGGUACCGGGGGGGARCCGGYGCCACCAGCAGCGGGCGACACCCGRCGACGACAGCUGGCAGUGCCACCCUGUCUGUUGCUUCCAGGAGCCCACUUGGCUUCAGGACGAGGACGAUGAGCUGUGGCCUGAGUUCCCUCCCUGCUCGUCCCCAGAGGGGGCCACCACCCCCACGUCCCCCACAUCCCCCGUGUCCCCCACAUCCCCCGUGUCCCCCACAUCCCCUGUGUCUCCGGCCUCCCCAACCUCCCCUAAAGCUGGCACCACUGAGGACGCAGGGGGCAGCAAGAAGGGUGCUCCAGCGGGGGGGCCACCGGGCAAGGCGGUCCCCGGUUCGGCGGGGCAGAGGCUGAGGCUGGAGGGGGCCGGGGGACGGCCACGCGUGGGGGCCCGGGCACAAGGGCGCAGCGCCAUCCUGGAGAAGUUYGGAGGGGCCGCCAAGGGCCCAGCCCCACACCUGCGGCGUUCAGGGGGGGCCGCCACUGUCAAGACGAUGCUGCUGGAGUGGUGCCGCGCCCGCACCCGCGGCUACCCGCACGUGGACGUGCAGAACUUCUCCGGGAGCUGGGGCAGCGGUCUGGCCUUCUGCGCGCUCCUGCACAGCUUCUUCCCGGACGCCUUUGACUUUGCCACCCUCGAUCCCGCCGCCCGCCGCGACAACUUCGCCCUGGCCUUUGCCACCGCCGAGGAGCGGGCGGGCUGUGCCCCGCUGCUGGAGGUGGAGGACAUGGUGCGGCUGCCGGUGCCCGACGCCAAGUGYGUGUACACGUACGUGCAGGAGCUGUACCGCUGCCUGGUGGCCAAGGGACUCGUCAAGACCAAGAAGCGCUGAGARGGUCCCUCACAGCCCCACAGGCCUGCCAGCCCCUGCUUUGUCCCCUGCCUUGUCCCCCAGCAGUAAAGGCCAUGAUGCCAGGCAGCGKUGGCCUCAUCUCUGGACAGAGGAACGCUGGCACCGAGCAAGUGUCUGAGUGCUGGGCACUGCCUGGCUCUGCCGCCGGGAGGGUGACACAACUC
This is a messenger RNA of Malurus melanocephalus (red-backed fairy wren), 1127 nucleotides long. It is a transcript of the gene SMTNL1, whose product is annotated as smoothelin like 1. The record is from RefSeq and is a predicted model, not a curated record. Gene Ontology annotation, molecular function: protein binding. Gene Ontology annotation, cellular component: microtubule organizing center; filamentous actin. Gene Ontology annotation, biological process: actin cytoskeleton organization. NCBI's taxonomy places the organism in Eukaryota, Metazoa, Chordata, Aves, Passeriformes, Maluridae. Bases 1 to 942 code for a protein of 313 amino acids. The transcript has 7 exons.